Molecule: messenger RNA, 468 nt
Organism: Alternaria arborescens
Lineage: Eukaryota; Fungi; Ascomycota; Dothideomycetes; Pleosporales; Pleosporaceae
Exons: 3
Coding region: 1-468 (155 amino acids)
Biological process (GO): modification-dependent protein catabolic process; protein ubiquitination; translation
Cellular component (GO): ribosome; nucleus; cytoplasm
Molecular function (GO): ubiquitin protein ligase binding; protein tag activity; structural constituent of ribosome
Source: RefSeq, a predicted model, not a curated record
AUGCAGAUCUUCGUCAAGACCCUCACGGGCAAGACCAUCACUCUCGAGGUCGAGAGCUCCGAUACCAUUGACAAUGUCAAGUCCAAGAUCCAGGACAAGGAGGGCAUUCCCCCGGACCAGCAGCGUCUGAUCUUCGCCGGAAAGCAGCUCGAGGAUGGCCGCACUCUUUCGGACUACAACAUCCAGAAGGAGUCCACCCUCCACUUGGUCCUCCGCCUUCGUGGUGGUAUGGCCAAGAAGCGCAAGAAGAAGGUGUACACCACCCCCAAGAAGAUCAAGCACAAGCGCAAGAAGACCAAGCUAGCUGUCCUCAAGUACUACAAGGUUGACGGCGAUGGCAAGAUCGAGCGUCUUCGCCGCGAGUGCCCCCAGCCCGAGUGCGGUGCUGGUGUCUUCAUGGCCGCCAUGCACAACCGCCAGUACUGCGGAAAGUGCCACCUGACCUACGUCUUCGACGAGGCCAAAUAA